CUAUCGAAGGGUCGUGUGUAUCAAAAGAGUUACUUUAUCCAGACAAAUUUGCAGCAUGUUACAAGGAAAGCAAAUUACGCAUUGUGGGCAGAGAAGGGCCAGGUUCUGGAGACAAACCAUUAAAAACGUUCACCAUACCUCAGAGCUCAGUUCUGUCAAGGAUCAAAGACUUCCUUCCUAAAUUAUCUGAAGCAAACCAAGUCAUGAGUACAGAGCUGUCAAAGGAACCGAGUGCUGCUGACAGAUUCAACUUGGAAUGUAUUGAUGAUGAUGACAAGGAACCACAUAUUGAAAUGAAUUUGUCCAUGGUACCUCCAGAGGUGUUGACUAUUGAUGAAAGCGGUGAUGAGGAAUCUAGCUCUGAAGAUGAAGUCUCCAAUGAUGCUGAAAAUGACAAUCUACACAAUGCUCAGAGUGCGGGUGCACUUGUCCAUGAUAUGGAUCACGUAAUGGACGAAGGUCUUAAAAUUCCAGGACGUUCUGUACACAGCAAUAGAAAGCCUAGAAUUGAAGAAGUAGUCAGUGAACAGAAAGGUUCAGAGCAGGUUACUUGAACAAUAUAAUACGGGGUGAGGGCAAUGGGGGCAUUGACUUUACAGUUCUUUUGUUUGAAGAUAAGACAGACAAAAUACCAAAACGCUUCACUUAUAUAUAUAUGACAUGUAAAUCAUAAUCAUCAUCACCUUUUCAUAGAAUUCACCUUCAUUGUAAAUACUCUCAUUAUUGCCAUCUUCGUUAUCUCAAUUACUCCCAUCUGUAAAAACCAUCUCUGUCAACAUCAUUAUCAUCAUUGUUCUCAUUUUCACCAGUGUCCUUGUCAUCCGCAUCUUCAGUGCAGUGGUAGUCAUUUCUGUUUUCCUAGCAAUGAAUCAUAUGCAUUGUGUUGUGCUAUUUUUCCAGUCACUGCCUGAUGCAACAGUUCCAAAAAAUUAUUUCUUCCUCAGCCUGUUUUGAUAAAUGGAACAUUAAAGAACACUGUUCAGUCCCCCUACAGUAAUCUGUUCUUUUCUCCGUAUUAAGAGUUACUUGUGUGAAAUAUGUAAGGGUUGUGUUCAUGUUUUGAAUAUAUAAUUUGACUUGAGGCGUAAUAUAAAUAAUAACAUAUUAUGAACCGAAGCUCAGAAAAUUUGAUUAAAAAGUCAAUUCUGUUCAGUUCAGUCCUUAGCCAGCAGUCAGCUACCCUGACAUCUAGCUGGAGAAUGCAAAGAAGAAGAAAUUCAGUCCUUUAUCAGUCUUUGUUUCAGUUUACCUGUCUGGCCUCUAUAUAUGACAUGUACAACAGUUAACAUUUAGUUUUAUGUAUAUAAUGUCACAAUAUUGAAAGUAAAUACGUUUAGUACUGAUAACUCACUGUUUUAAGGUGGUACUUGUAUAUAUAUUAAUGUACA
This is a messenger RNA of Aplysia californica (California sea hare), 1388 nucleotides long. RefSeq lists its product as uncharacterized. Gene Ontology annotation, molecular function: box C/D methylation guide snoRNP complex binding. Lineage: Eukaryota; Metazoa; Mollusca; Gastropoda; Aplysiida; Aplysiidae. Gene Ontology annotation, biological process: box C/D snoRNP assembly. The record is from RefSeq and is a predicted model, not a curated record.